CCUUAGAAAUACUUAUGCAGAAACAAGAAUAUCAAUACAGAUCAAUGAAACACCUUUAAAUUCUCCAACCUCGAAAAAUCUCGAAGAAGUCGGUUUUUUUUCGUUUGAGAAGAUGACCCCUGUCUGCAUUUCUUGUUUGACGGCACUUUCGUUUCUCUUACAAGUUGUUGAAUGCUCAUCAUACAAACAGAGCGAAGCCAAGAAUCAUCCGAAAAUCAGCAUCGAUGAAAAACAUAUAAAUUCGCAGAAAACAUAUGAAAUCGAAGUCCAUGGAAUCCUAUUGUGGGCUUCGAUGGGAUUAUUGAUGCCUAUAGGAAUCCUAACGAUGAGAAUCUCGACUAGUACCACCGAUUUUCCUCCUUCCAAGCACAAAAUCUUGAUCUAUGUUCAUGCAGUUUUGCAGGUCGUCUCGGUGGUAAUCACUACUGUCGGAGCAGUUCUAUCAAUGAUAAAAUUCGAGAACGCUUUCGACAACAGUCAUCAAAGAAUAGGGCUGGCACUUUACGCUGCCGUUUAUUUGCAAGUUUUGAUUGGAUUUAGAAGGCCUAAGAGGGGAAGUAGAGGAAGAAGUGCAUGGUAUUUGCUACACUGGCUACUAGGUACAACUAUUUGCUUGGUCGGAAUCUUGAAUGUAUACACGGGUUUGCAGGCUUACCGCAAGAGAACAUCGAAAAGUACGACUCUUUGGACCGUAGUUUUCGCAGCUCAAGUUUCUUUCAUGGCGAUUUUCUAUCUUUUUCAAGAUAAAUGGGAUUAUAUUAUAAGACAAGGGGUUAUUAUUAUUUCACCUGGCUGUGAUCCAGAGAAUUCACAAGCACAAUUGGAGAAACAAGUUAAGGAUGUUGUGAUUGUGAAUGAGCCAUGCAGGAAAAGUAAUUCACUUGGGACUUAUUUUUCAAGAACCAAUGCACUAAAUAAACUAUUUCAAUUAACAUGAAAGGGCUUGAUUUUUUUUAUUUUUUAUUUUAUUUUGGG
Erythranthe guttata (spotted monkey flower) is the source of this 975-nucleotide messenger RNA. Its product is annotated as cytochrome b561 domain-containing protein At4g18260. The record is from RefSeq and is a predicted model, not a curated record. Gene Ontology annotation, molecular function: heme binding; transmembrane monodehydroascorbate reductase activity. Lineage: Eukaryota; Viridiplantae; Streptophyta; Magnoliopsida; Lamiales; Phrymaceae.